Messenger RNA from Dermacentor silvarum, 5642 nucleotides. RefSeq names its product 2-phosphoxylose phosphatase 1-like. The record is from RefSeq and is a predicted model, not a curated record. Gene Ontology annotation, biological process: dephosphorylation; chondroitin sulfate proteoglycan biosynthetic process; glycosaminoglycan biosynthetic process. Gene Ontology annotation, molecular function: phosphatase activity. Gene Ontology annotation, cellular component: Golgi apparatus. Lineage: Eukaryota; Metazoa; Arthropoda; Arachnida; Ixodida; Ixodidae.
AAAAAUUUGAAUGCACCUGCGGCGCCCGUGGUGCUGUUUUUUCUGUGGUUGCAGUUUCUUCCCGGUGUUUGACACCCGCCUCUUCUCCCUUCCUUACGUUUUACAAUGUUUGUUUACGCCCUUCUUACCGUCACGUAGCGGAGGCAUGUGUCAACGUACGACAGUUGUUCGUGACAGGCUGAUUUGACGCUAGCUAAGAGAAAUGGUGUCGCUAGUUUUAUGGGUGACGAAGUUUCUGGUGAGGCAACGGCUUCUCUUCGCAUCGUUCAUCGUUAUCUGGAUCGUCGGCAUGGCGAUAACCAUAUGCUUGAUUGGACGUACUGAUGACGCCAAGGCCAAGUAUCCGGACACCACUGCCGUGCUGUAUAAUGCUGGACAACACAACAUGCAGCUGUCCCACAGCCUUACCAAGGCGAAAGCGAUGAAGUAUUGCAACCCGUACAAUAGUGUGUCACUUUGGCAAGAAGGUAAAGUUCCAAGCAACAAUUUCACUCUGGAAGCUGUAGCCAUAAUGGUGCGGCACGGAGAACGCAUGCCCUUGCGGCGAGUACGCAACCAGCACCUUCUUGGCUGUCGCCAGCCUCCAAGCACGAGCUCACCUUCCAGCUCCAGGAGCAGCCCCUUGCAUUCCUUCGUCUCUCUCAUAAUGAGGCACCCCUUACUCCCACUGAAGAACAUCUUUGCCACCAUCGCAACCCACCCAAACCAGAGCAAUUGCGCAGAAGGCCAGCUCACAUGGGAUGGUGUAGUACAGCACGUAAACAUGGGGGCCAGCCUCCAUGAUGCCUACCACACCGGACCGUGGAGGUUGUUGCCAGAUGACUGGGAUGCACGCUCCGUCAAACUGUACAGCACCGUCUUCUCCCGCACGUACCAGAGUGCCCUGGCAUUCCUCUACGGCUUCCUGCCAAAGUUCUCAUUCGACAGGCUCCACCUGGUGCCCUCACGAGACAUCAACUUCUGCAUGGGCCCGCAUUGCGCCUGUCCGCAGCUCAAGACGUACGAGAGGCUCUUCACACGCAAGACGAAGGUCAUGCUCAAGAACCACCUGGCCGUCGUGCAGCUGCUGAACACGCUUGGCAAGGUGCUGAGCCCACAGGGGAACAACUCGGAGUUUGUCGCGCCGAGGCCGAUCAUGGAUGGAUUGAUGGGCUUCGUGUGCCAGCGCAAGCCGCUGCCCUGUGCCGACCAUCACUGCGCCACCAUGGAGCACGUUGGCAACGUCAUCUCCUACGUGGACUGGGAGGGCCGACAGCUGUCUCAGGACUUGUCUUUUCGCCGGAGCAGCAUUCUCAAGGCACACUACCUGCUGGCCCGAAUUCACAGGGGAUUGCGUGACUUUAUGGAUGGCACGUCCAAGACCAAGUUCCUCUUCUUUUCUGGUCAUGACAUUAACUUGAUCCCUGUGGCGUCGACACUGGGGUUCGACGAUGGCACCACCCCCUACGCUUCGCGGAUUGUCUUGGAGGCGUACAGCAAUGCCAGGAAAGAGCGUUUCAUAAGGAUCCUUUACAAUGGCAAGGAUAUGACUCGUCACACGCACUUCUGCAAGAGCAUCCGUGCUGGUGUUGACACGGAGCUAUGUCCGUUUGGCAAUUUCACCACUUUUCUGCAACAGGAUGUAUUCAAGCUGUUCUCAGCUAAAAGCUUUGCGGCAGCUUGUGGUCUUGAUGGUGUGCGCUCUACACCUACUGCUACAAGUCCAGUCUAAGGAUCAAGAUUCGAAUGACUGAAACAGCACUGAAAGCGCAGUAGUGCAUUUGAAUAUGCCAAAGUGCGGUUUUCACAUAUUUGUGGGUAGAGGACAUGCGAGCCUUGCUGCAGUGUGAGGUGCGUGAUAUUUUGUCGGCAUUGUUGCUUCAGUCUCUAGCUUGCUGUUAAUGAUCGCCAUGCAAUCAGAUACGAAAGCUGUGAAUCUUAGGUGAUGAGCAUGAUAACUUAAGCUGACAAAAGUGGUCCAGCAUUCAAGCAAAUUUAUGGCAUGUUGAAAGAAUGCAGUUAACUUCACUUUCCAGCAUCUGUAACAUGCACCUUGUCUCAGGAAAAGUAUAUUCCCUGGAAGUUCUUUGGAACAGCUAUAGAACUCGUUCAAAACCUGAUGCCAUGUUAUUAUGUUGAGACGUGCAGCACCAUAGGCUAGAAUGAGUGCUUCAGGCUGUUUAAGGGCUUCGAUUUGUUGGCCAAGGUGUGUGCAUUUCUUUUUCCCUUCUCUGUUGCAUUGUAAGCUGCCUUCGAAUAGGUAUGCCCAGCUUAAAGGGACUACUGCUUAUCUGUGUUGCAUUGUAAAGCUAGAUCCGGUAUGAAAGCCCAGUUGUAAGGCGCUGCUGACGCCAUGUGUGACUUAAGUAAUCUCUCCCUGUGGCUCAUGAGGGAUAACAUAGGACAUGUGUAGCCUCACUUGCUUGCUUUAUUUUGCUUAUACUUCACUAUGUUUGACUUUUAUCUUCAAUUUGCUGUGACAAAAUCGCGUUUGAGGGCUUUUAACUGAAUCUUAAAUGUGCGUUCCUUUAUUGCUGGGGAAUUCUCUUGGGAUGGCCUUUUAACACUGCUGACUUGCACAGCCAUUGAUGUCGUGUUCAUUAUUUCUUUGUACAAUGCUGUAUAAGUAAUUGUGAUUAUGACUGGCUUCACACACGCAGUCAAUCCCAUAUUUCGGCAUCAUUUUUGUUCUUUGUGCUAGCAGGUGGCACAAUGUCAAAACAAGUGGCACCUUGGUGUUUGUCACGCCAGAUAAGUUUAAUUGUCGUGUUUGGAUGCACACGGCUUCGAUUUGCGUGUUGGAAACCAGUUAUGCGAUUUAUCGGUUUAAUUACUGCAGUAGAAACAAUGAGUAUAUGCUUGCAAGGAAAAUACCUGAACUUAAUAUUUUGUUCCAGCAUUGAUGCUAACUUUGUGUCGCAAACAUGCCAUUCUGCCCUUGAACUUGACAUUGGAUUCCCAUUAAACAUUUCCAAACUCAAAAGAAUAGGAAGUCAUAGUUUCUACUCUUUCAUAACUAGGACUGGGCAAACUUGUGCUGCUUUUGCAAUACUUCUGUUGCCUGAUGACACAGGCACUUUAUUGUCAAUUCACGCUAUGAAGUUAGCUUUGGUUCUUGCAACGAAGAUAUUUAGUUUUUUAACUUUCUUGAUUGCUUUUUUUGUUAUGUAGCAGAAUGGGGCCAACUUGCCAGUGGCAAUACUUCUGACACAUUGUCAGCCAUUGCUUAUGUACUAGAGACUGAGAUAGUGCUAUUUCUGUUUGAUUCCCCUUUUUGGUUCACUGUGAUAUGUACAAUUUAUUGUUUACAUUGACACUCAGAUGCAUCUGAAGUCAAAUGAUGUUGUCAAUUAUGCGUGAUCUGCAACUUCCUGUUGUGUGCACUUGCUACUAAAGAGAUUAGUUGCUAAGAUUGUGCGAUACCUUGUUACAGUUUAGCCCUCAAUAAUACAGCGAAAAGACCGGCCUUGGUGCUAGUUUUACCAUGUCGCCAUUACGGCAGGUCCCUGCUUUUGGGUGCAGGGCCAUCUACCAUACCAGCACCUCCUCUAACUAGAUGCCUGGGACUUCAGCCAAAAACUUGCUACCUUUCCCCUUUCCUCCUUUCCAUUUGGUACCACCACUAGAGCCCCUUGUGGUGGAUGCUUGCGACACACCGGCCACCGCGCCGCCGCAGGUAAAACUCGAGCAGACGACAGCCGCAUGUUGUGAUCUAUGCGUAACCACACAAAACUCACGGUUUUUCAUAGUUCACUCAACUUACCACCGUACAUUUCGCUGUACAAAAACAAUACUAUAAAAAAUAAAGGGCACAGUACGGUGAAAAGUGCCAAAUAAUCUGGCCUAGCUUGCAGAAGGUGUGCUUAUUCUCUGCCAGACACAAUAAGUUCGUCUUUUUGCUGGGCAGCUUGGUGCUUACUGCCAUGUCCGUUUUUCUGAAAGUCUUUCGCCUUGUUUUUAUGCUUUCAUGCACAGAUAUGUUUUAUUGAGCCAAAUGUCAUUUUAAUCGCUCAGUAAUGCGCCAUUGCUGCAUGCCACAAUUAUCGUCUAGUCAGGAGAAAGCGAGAUCUGGGCAUGUCUUUCCAUGAAUUACCUUCUGACAGCAGUCUGCAUGAGCAGUGGCUAAGGCAUUUUUGAAUAAGGGUUACGUGCCAUCAAGUUACCCUCUUGUGCUCUGUAGUGUGCAGUCAGUACUUCCACACUGUGUACUUCAGGAAAGACUCGUGAAGCGGCUGCUGAAGCCAUUUGGCAAGCCCAGUGUUUUCAAUCAACUCGGGCCUCAUUACACCGCGGCCUCUUGUGCUGUCCACGAGCAUGGAAGCUACUGACCCAGCUUGCCGGCAACAAGCUGCGCCUACGGGAGUCGCGUGACUCCAGUGGUUCGGGUGCAAGCGCUACCCCGUGGUUCUGGCUCGCAGCGUGCGGCAAGCAGGGCACCACCAAUGGGAAAAGGGAAGUGAUGUCCCCAGCAUCUAGUUAGAGGAGGCGCUGACCAUACCAUGGCAGACAACACUCCUCACCAUGGAACCUUUGCCAGCUCAGCUUUGCAUCGUAGAAGCUCACUAUGAAGUUACCAAACCUCUCAAAACAUGGCUACUCUCUAUUAAUGGCUGCUCAGGAGUGAGGGACUUUAGCUCCUUGCUUAUCACACAGCUCUCUUUAAGGGUACUGUUCCCUUCCAGUAUGUGUUUUUCACGAAGUAUCACACACUGGGUAAAUUUGUAACCAUUUUCAGCUAGCUAGAGUGAACCAUGCAUCCUCAAGUUCCCCCCCCCCCUCCCCUGUUUUAAUGUGCAUGCCUAUGUGAGUGACAAGUUCCCCAUUGUCAUCUCAUUUUUCUGAAUUCACAUGUUGCAGCAAUAAGAACCUCCUGAAACACGCCAUUGUAUGAGUAUGCUUGCCAUUAACGGCAAUGAAAACCAUGGGAGAGAUCCACAAUGUGGCUUGCCUCAACACUCGGCUCAAAGUUCCUUCAUACCGUAGCAUAAUCGUGAGGCAGUGAAAAGUAGCAUGGGGGUGUGCUGUGGGCGUCAUGAGAGAUCGGUCUAUUGGGCAUUUCAAACUAAAACAGUGCCGAGCCAUGCGAUUACUUCUCAGAAAAGUUUACAGAGUACAAGCUUCUUUCAUUAUAUCUAGUCAGAAAUGGCUUGAGAAUCAAAUUUUGUUCUCUCACAGCAUGUAUAAGCUUUUCCUUUAGGGAUUAAGUGUCAUGUUGCACAGAAGGACUUGAGAUUGCUGCAACAUUAGUUCUGAACAAACACAUUGAAUUGUGACAUGGCAGCUGUUCAAGCACAUUAACCCACCUGAUCUGUAACAAAUACAUAUUUCUGAAAUGUAUGCUAAUUUUUGUAUACAUACGUUAUAAUGAAUAAUAUGUACAGGCAGUCCAAGAACAAAAAAACUACACUGCAGUAUGUCAUUGCUUACUGCAGUCUGUUACAAGCUGUAACAAAUUAAAGUAUAACCUUGUGUUUGUUCAUGUGUUUCUUUUUUUAACAACAUAGACUGCUUACACUAUAUAUAUGCCAUGUCGCGCACAUAAACAUAUGUGCUGUUCUGUGCUUAUACUAUGAAAAGCAGCACUCUUAGGCAGCACUGGGCAACAAUUAAGGCAUGAUCUGUGCAAGUUGCUCUGCAUAUAUGAAGUUUGCAUUGGUAUAUAU